Molecule: messenger RNA, 8843 nt
Organism: Armigeres subalbatus
Lineage: Eukaryota; Metazoa; Arthropoda; Insecta; Diptera; Culicidae
Exons: 9
Coding region: 474-5861 (1795 amino acids)
Source: RefSeq, a predicted model, not a curated record
UUUUAUGCUAAGCCUCGUGCACUCGGUGCUUUAGUAUUGUGCCGAUCUCUCCGGGCGAUCGUCGUCGAUCGAUCUUGUCUGCGUUUGCGAAAUACGUACGAACGACUGAAUACUUUCGGUAUCAACAAGCGGGUCGUGUAGGUACGCGUGUGAUCGUCUCAAAUUCGCGACCGCGAGUGUUGUUUUGUUGCGAUUGGAAAUUGGAAAGAACUUUCGCGGCGCGUGUCGUCCGCCGGGCGCGCGGUCUUUUGUUUACGUUUGCGAUCGCGUUGUUUGUCGCUGUUGAAGCCAGUUCGCGGAUCGUACGUGUGUUCGAAUUUGUGGGUGUGCCCACCGCUGUUUGGCUAUUAGCUGCUAUUAGUUGGAAGCUCUCUAAAUCAUCCAGCGCCGUUCGAGUGAUGCAGUGCUAAACCGGACCGGAUCCGACCAUCCAGCCAACCAACCAACCAACCAACCAAUCACCCAGCCAGACAAUGUCAUCCCUGCGGAAAUCGGCAUCGUUCCGCUCCCGGAUACCGGUACGGCGGACUCGGGUGGCGACACGCCGGUGCGUGAGCCCUCAGCCAUCGACGUCGACGGUGACCAGUGCCGGGUCGAUUUAUGACGGCGGUGGUGGCCGUCAAUGGUACGAUAGACGCUAUUCGUCCUCCAGCUAUACGAGCAGCGACGAGAGCCAUGACGAGUCCGAAAUGGAACCACUCGAGCAUUUACUCGGAUCGCGCACUUCGGGAGCACAGGAUACCAGGGUGCCAUUGCCGCACUAUAUUGAAAACAUUUUGAGCGUGUCCACAGAUGCGAUCAGCCUGGACGGACUGCUGGACUGCGUAAGCAGUGGGAGCUUUUCCAGCCCACCAUCACCCAGGGUGAGCACGGGCGGAGUAGGCGGACAGAGGCCGGUUGGGGCCGAGGAUGAUUCCGGCAUCUAUCAGAACGACCCCCGUCGCAAUCAUCGCCCCCCAACAGCCAACAAUGAACGGAUUAUCAGCGGUGGCGAAUCGUCGGCCGCCUCUUCAUCGUCGUUGGACGAAUUGAAUUACGCCCUCGAAACGCUCAAAAUCAGUGACACAACAUCUUACGCCAGCAAACGGCUGCCGCCACUUAAUCAACCGUAUGAAAAUCUCAUUAACGAACCGUCAAGCGACCGGGAUCCGAGUCUGGAUACGCUGGAGGAGGCUGAUUUGCGGAAACAAAGAAAGCUGUCCGACUGGUACUACAUCAAGACCAGUCCGACCAAGCACAAGAAAGCUUCCGCGCCCACAAGUCCUUGCGUCCAAAGGCGAAAUCAAACCGGCGGCAGUGCGUCUCCACUUCCGCUGCAACAGCAGCUUCUUGUACCACCGAUGGCGUCCCCCCCUUUGGGUGGCGAUGGCGGCUGCGCUCCUAAACAGGGCCAAGUGCCGCUGACAAAAGUUUUAAUUGCCAGCAAAUAUUCCGCUCCGACUGCAGCAGGGUCCCGGCACGAUUGCACCAGCCACAAUUCAAACUUGCCAAACAGCAAUAAAUUCUCAUCUCCGCUGUUGGAUUCGAGGCGAACCGGGGAGCAUGGGUCGCCACCGAAGCCGGCACUGCCGCCGCAAGCUGCACCUCGGCGGCAUUUUCCGGUUGACGCGCCCAUUUCGGCGACAGUUUCAACAAGUUCUGGCCCUACAGCAACGACGGUAAAUGCCAUCAAUGAGAGCAAUCGGUCGCCACCCUCGUGUAAAUGGAUCAAUAAUGGGACGCGAUUAGAUACGUCGAUACCCAGUCACAUCCAUCAACUCAGCAACGACAUCAUCAUCACCAGCACCAGCAGUAGCUUCGAACACAUCCCGGAGAUUAUCGGAAAUCGAUUUUCGCCGUACUGCCAACGUAAACAUCAGCUGCAUCAGCAUACGCACCGCCAUCAUGCAGGUCCGCAAGGCAUUUAUGAAAAUUUUCCAGCGAAUCAAAUCCCGGCCGCAGCUAUUAUGUCCGCUCAGGACCAUCAGUUCCCGCAACCGUAUGACAUUGUCGAUAUGAAUCAACUGCAGCAAGAGCAGCGGCAGCAACAGAAACGAUUUAAAAAGGCUGUGAAACGACCGUUGCCGAGGGUCCCGGUUGUGGAACCAGGUCCUCAAGCUCCUCCACCAGUUCCACCGUUGCCGUCGGCCGCUGCCUUGAAGGCAACCAUUGCAAUCGAGUACGGCGAAGAGGACGACGAGGAUGACCGACGGAAGAAGAGUUCAUUGACUAGGUGCUAUCCUACUAAGACGAAUCAAAACCAGCAGCAGCAGCAACAACAACACCAUCACCAUCAGAUCACAACGCCAACUUCGUACCGUACCGAGUACGAACUGUCCGGGUCGUACGUGUCGCUCGAGUGCCCCUCGCCACCAGGCCCGCCACAAUGCCUAACCGAAAACAACCGACGGGAUCCGCAGGCUCGCCUGGCCCGAGGCCUCCGGAACCUGUACACGGAGCUGUCCCUGAAGGAGCCGGUACUGCCGACCUGGGUGCAGCCGGUUACUCCGGGCCUGCUCUGUCCAGCUAGGCUGGAACCCGAACUAAGACUGCACAUCCAUUCGCACGGACUGAACGAGUGCAUCGCAGUCGACCAGAUCCUGACCGCCGUUCAGUCCAAGGAUGGACCGUUCCUGGAAGCACCCCGCCGGGUGCUGAUCGAGUGCCCGCCGUGGGUCACCCGUAGCGCGCUCGCCCUCCGGAUAUUGUAUGCCUGGAGCCGGGAGCCACCGUGGCCUCCACGAGGUCAACCCGUAGCUUUAGCACUUUUUAUACCAUUGAACGAACUUAAGGGAUCGUUAGCCAGUUAUGUAGCGAAAGAACUUUUACCUCGGGGUACGCAGAAUCCAUUCGCAUCCGGAUUCGGGGGAUUCAACGCCGCGUGGAGUUCGCUGGAAUCGCUGAAGAGCAAAUUACUAAUCGUACUGGAUGGGUACGACGUUCAGAGUAAGUCACGGAAGAAUAAAUCCGUCCAAAAGGACGUGACGGAUCUGUUGGAGGGUAGGUUGUUCCCCGAAGCGAGAGUUAUCCUGAUCAGUGUGACUUCGUCGUGUGGGGAGUUGCUUCCCCUGAUGCAGCGGCAUAUAACAUUCGAGGGCAUAACUUGGGGUCGAUCAGUUUCCUUACUAGGGGGUGGACAAUGGGGUGCUCCCACAAGACUGAUCGAUUGUGUUCAAGACUGUAGAUACCUGCGUAAUAUAGCAAGGACAUCAUUGGGUUGUUUAUCCAUCUCAGCUAUCUACGCGGCAAAUGCUGGGGACCUCCCAACGGAUGAAAUCGACGUUAUCGCAUCCGUGUUCAACUGUGUUGCCAACAAUUCUUCGCACACUCAAGUCACCGAACUGGGAAGACUUGCAUUGUUUUGUUUGAAGACUAAGCGAUCAACAGUUAGUUCAGCGGAACUAAAAAUGUAUUGUUCUUCCCCGGAGAGUAACAUCAUCGGAUGCUUGGACAAGGCUCCGGUUUUCGGGCGUACUGCGAAAAGAAAAUCUGAAUUUAGUUACACCACCAUCUGUCCCGGAAUCGCAGAGUUUUUAGCUGCCAACUAUAUUGUAUCACUAGCGUGUCGACCGGGUUUACUCGCAGCUGAAGUCGCCGGACUUACCAUUGGAGACGAAGUGGAACCAGAAAUCCUCAAAGUGCUAACCUAUGCCAUGUCUCUACUAGGCUCGCGAGCCCAUCUCCUGCUUUCCAAACUAACCCCGCUUUGGUUAAGUCCCCAAACUAUAUUCUCUCUAGCCUUAGCCGGUGGUGAAACCGAAGCCAAUCUCACUGCCCUUUGUGAACUCUUAGGAAUAUCCAAAUCACCUCCCAUUCCACCACUAGAGGCCAAACCCAUCUGGGUUCAGAUUAAAUCCACACCCUCGGAACUUCAGGGUUGGGGACUAGCGCUCAAGAGUCCCACCUGCACGCUCAAAAACCUAGAACUAGUCUACCAGAUCGAGAAGAACAUGCUUCUGGAGGCACGAAAUGUCAUGGACAUCUUCCUGGAUGCGUUAUCCAAAAACGAAAGUGUCACAACCCUGCGAAUAACUUCGCUCAUCGAAAACGAAGUUCGAGACUCGGACAUCAAUUAUCUAGCAACUUGCAUAUCCAAAACCGUACUGAAACCAAGACUGGAAAGCUUCGAGGUCAUUCUGACUUUGUUGGAAGAGGAUCCUCCUAUCCUGAAACUGCAAUCCGUUGUGACGGGCCUUUGUAGAACGAUUCCUCGACAGCCAAAACUUAGCAAUCUUAUUCUCGACCUAGGCCUUUGCACAUCGCAGUUGGUUCAAAUCUGCUCAAUGCUUGAGAAGUGUCCUCACGUCACAAGACUUUCAUUCCCACAUCUACGAUGCGAACGUGGAGCCGUCGGGGCACUCGCAAGCCUGUUGAAUGCUCGACCUCUUUCCUAUCUUGCACUAGCCUCCAGCUGGGGAGCUCGCGAUGAUCCCCCAUCGUCCAGUGGCGUGAGCAUGGGCUCCGGCUCCGGUAGCAGCUCCGGCAAUUCCGGCCUUAUUAAACAAUCUUCUCUCACCGGAGCUCCUUCUCCGCGGUCCUACCCAUCCGGAAUCUUCUCAUCACUGCCCCGAGGGGUUCUCAACUCCACAACGAACAUGGGUCGAUCAGCCACUCUUCCUCGUCAACCUAUGGAUGGACCUCCGGACAAACGAAGUACCGAUUCAGUUAUCUCUCGAACGUGGUACCCGACUCCAGCGUGCGAUGGGGGUCCUCACAAUUCCGGAACACUCCACGAACUAUUACUAGCAGCACGGGACUCGUACUCUCGCUUGCAUGGACUGGACCUCAGCAAAGCUCAACUCUCGCUCGAGGACUCCAUGUGUUUGGGAGAAACGGUUCGCGUUUCCACUAACCUGCACUCGAUCAAGCUGGAGGGUGCUUCGCGGCUCAGCGAGAUCCUACCCACGGUGCUUGGCGCAAGCGAAUCGCCCAGCUUGCAGAUGCUCAGCCUUGGAUCGCCCCGAAUCGCGCUGGAGGAUGCCGCCGUUGGAAUGUCAGCUCGUGCCUUGGGUAGUUGCAUCACGCUAAGAUUGCUCAGUCUGGAUGGCUGGAGUUUCAGGAUAGAGAACGUAGGCACGCUGGCGUCGGUGCGGGGCUUCCUGUCGUUGACAUCGAUCCGCGAGCUGGGCCUCAACAAUUGCAGGCUGAAUCUUUCCAUGUUUAAAAGUGACGUCCAGAUGCCGAGCAGUGCAUACGAGUGCCGUUCGGUGGUGAACUUGAAGAUGGCGGGAGCUCAGAUGAUCUUCUCCGAUCACGUUUCGAUGAAGGGACCCCAUAUGCUACCAUACUUGAUCGGUUUCGUAAAUUUGCGUGAACUGGACCUGUCGGCACCGUCACGAAGUGGUCUAGGUAGUACUACCUCCAAUCCGUUGAUUCUUUCCGACAAGGACUUGAUCAGUUUUUUCAAUACGCUCAACGGUCACUUCAGCUCUCUUAACACGCUCAAAAUCUGCAACUGGAUCGUGCACCUGGACGACGUGAACCGAACGAUGAAGUCCCUCUCGAAGCUGUUCAAAUCGAGCCCCUUGAGCCACGUCAAGCUCGACGGAAUCAUCGUGCUGGAUCGGCCGAAAAAGCAACGGAUCGAGUCGAUGUUCAUGCAUGCCCUGCUUGGGUCACUGCCGCUGUUGCGUUGGCUGGGAAUAACAAUGGCCGGCAUGAACGAAGAACAAAUUGGUGCCCUUGGGACGUACUGCGCCGACAUUCGGGGCAUGGAGAUCGAUAUCAGAUUGUGCGACUCAACGAUCGAAAGUGCAAAAUUAAUGACGCACCCGCUCGGUCUGGACGGCAAAUUUGAUAUACGGGUGUCGACGUUCGGAACCUCCAACAGCAUCCUGGUUCACAUCGAGAAGACCUCGACCAAGAGCUUGUCCCGCAAGUGAAGAGCAAGCCGGAAGCUUCUUCCGGGGAAAGCGUACAGUUAAGGUGGAGAUAACUAAUAAGUUCGGCGGCAAACUCCGUCACCGUGAAUAAUUGGGAAGCAGUCGGUGCACAGAUUUUCCGUUUUGCAGCACGCCACAACAAUCGAUGUCUCUCUUCUCGUGUUAUUUAUUCGUUAAUUUUCUGGCUCGAUUCGUGAAUCUUUGUAGGAAAAAGGGUUGGGUUUGGGGUUUGCUUUUUUUUUGGGAAUUUAUGGAACAAACUUUCUGCUUCAUUCUAGCUCCAUCUUUGCCGAACUUGUGUUGGUUCAGUUAAAUAAAAAGUCACCGGGUUCUCUUCCGCAACGUGCAACCAACUUGUUUGGAAGUCGCAGUCGCCAACCUCUAUCUGAUUCCUUGUUCAUAUGCUUUUCGUUAUUAUUUCCUGCGAUAUUACAAGUGACCAGCCCACUGAAGUCUGCUGUAUUUUAUACGAUGCAAAAUAUUUUAAUCUUUCUUUUAUGUCCUUUUAAGAGAGCUUUACUUUACACUCUGUGCAGCAUGAAUACUCAGGGGAUAAAUGAAAACAACGUGUAGCUUAGUUGGAGUUUACAUAAAGACUGAUCUCAGCCCCUUUAUUUGACUUCAUCCUACCUAAAUCGACGUUGGUUCACCGAGUACGCCGUUAUCCGUUUAACGUCAUUUCGCCUGUCGGUUACACACUAAAUGUGUAUACCACACUUUCUACGCCUGAUACAUGGGAAAAAAAUCAGUAUCACUGAAAAAAUAUGCUCUGAUGGAGCUUUUUUAAUUAAAAUCGCACAAAAAAGAAUUUUUGACGAUAAUUUUACAAUUUGAUGUUUUUUUGACAAUAUUGAAUAUUGGUUUAAAAUGUUUAUGAAAAAUCAAUAGGCUGUUCUUCUUUUAUUCUAUCAUAAAAAGUCUAUAAAUUCUGAAAAAAAGCAAACACCAUUGCUAUGCUUAACUGGACCGUAUUUCCAUAGCGAAAAAAUAUCGAGAGAAUCUACACUAGAAUCUAUUGUUGUCACAUCGCACUUUCUAUAUAGGUUACGCACACUCACAGCAACAUGGUCUCACUCUUUCACCAAAACUGUCCUUCUAUCUCAGCAUCAACCAACUUCGGAACAUCGGACUACCAGUUCCGCUUUCAAAGUUUGCUACUACACAAAGAUCACUCCCAAGUUGAAAACCAUUUACACACAUAUGUGAAGAAAGAAGACAAUAUUAAAAUUUUACAAACAAACAACGGUAGAAACAGUAAUGCAAAACGGUAAACAUUCUAAAGUUGGUCAAGACGCAUACACGCACAGCGCAGUUGUUGUAUUAAAUAUGUAGCCGUAAUUUUGCACUCUGUGUAUUUCGCUUUUUGCGUGUGCGUGCAAUCGACAGUUUUUCACUAACACAACACAUACUGGAGAUAGAAAGAGAGACUUGGAACCAAUAUUUAUUGUAUUAAAGCUCCUACCAUGGAUGUAGGACGGCUUUGCCGAGCCGGUUGAAUUUUAGAUGAAACAAGAAAAAUAAACUCGUGUACAUGUGUUACGUUAUUACGUUUUAUUGGAAUUUAAAACCGCCUACAGCCGCAUUUUACUAAAGUUAGAGAUGGAAAAGCGUAUAUUUUGACAUCCAAGAUUCAAAAAAUGCACAUAUAUUUUUUUAGAUUUUUAGAAUGUUCCACAAAUGUCAAAAGUUUAUUAGGUCCACAGAAUUAUUUUCAAAAAAAGCUGUAUAAUCAAAACGAAAAUGUAUAAAUUAUUUUAAGAUAAUAUCAAGGAUUGAGAAUCCUUUCGUUGAGCCUGUAUAGAGUGGAAUGACUGAAUCCAGCUCAGUUUCUAUGCAGUAUUUAUAUUAGUAACUAUGCCUCCCUGUUCGUGUAUUCAAACUAAAUGCUUGCUAAAAUUAUUUAUCUCAUACACAUUAGUAGUCAUUUGCUCAUCGUGUAUGUGCUUUUCCUUAUACUUUAAUGAUGAAUGCACUUUUUAGCAUUCUCACAACUUAUAAGGCCUCUCUACAUUGACUGGCUUGUCACGAAUAGCGCAGAAUACAUUAGCAGACAUAAACGAAGCCAAUCGUGCUCAAAUUCAUUUAAUCAAUGAAAACUUACAUUUAUUGGAAUUGCAAAAGGUGAGAAAAACUUACCUAAAAUGCUGUUUUAAUGAAACAAACCAAAUCUAUACUGAAUGUAGUGGUGUUAAAAACAAUCUUAAAAAUGUUGAAAUGAAUUCAUCAACUUCUUUUCCUUGAAAUCGAUGGUUUGAAACAAUUUACUUUAAACUCAGUGACAAACACGUUAUCUAUUUAAACAGAAUAAAAAAAAUACUAUGUGAAAUUGAUAUUUGUAUGAAACAAAAAAAACGAUGCUGUCGUUAUGAGCAAACUAGCACAUGUCUGUAGAGUUAAGAGUUAAUAAAUUUAAAAUCCGAUAACGGAGAAAAAUAGAUCAAAGUGAAAACUUUCCGAAACAAAACGAAGCACUCAAUAUACACGUCUUUUAGCGGAAUUUGAUAAAGAAGAUAUUUGACAGGUGAACACAACAACCGAUGUAGAUUACCUAAACGAAACAUUUGUUUAAAAAAAAGUCUUACAUUCAUUAGAAAUGUGCUACUCUUUGUCUCUAACACAAUAGCAAGCAAUUCGGCUUCGUAUGUGUGGAAACGAGAAAUUUCGUGAAUUUUGUUCUAUGUGUAAAUCAAAUGAAACUGAAAAAAACCUACGCGAGACACACACACACACAUGGUGUUGGUCAAAACUGGAAGAAAAAAAACAACAAACCUAAAUGUGCAACUUACUAAACUUUCCAAACAUGUAUAUGAAAAGUUGUUAGCAAAUUGCGGAUUGAACAUGCUCAUAGUCGAAGCUGUGACGAGAGGAGAAUUGUGCUAUAUAUAUGUUUGACACAACACAACCAAAAAAGAAAACUCGCAUUAUUUCCAUCACAUGACGAUUUCAAGGUUUGAAAUAAAAGUUGACGAGUAAUGAAAAACA